Molecule: messenger RNA, 2074 nt
Organism: Puccinia graminis f. sp. tritici CRL 75-36-700-3
Lineage: Eukaryota; Fungi; Basidiomycota; Pucciniomycetes; Pucciniales; Pucciniaceae
Exons: 5
Coding region: 1-1983 (660 amino acids)
Cellular component (GO): plasma membrane
Molecular function (GO): phosphoprotein phosphatase activity
Source: RefSeq, a predicted model, not a curated record
AUGACCAUCAUCACAACCGAAAACAACAGCAACCAACCAUCAACAACAGCAACAGCAACAGCAACAACAACAGCAACAACUGAACCCAAUAACAACAUCAACGAACAACCAUCAGCAGAGGCAAUUGCUUCCCUCAUCACCCAAGUCUCUCCCCCAUCCGACCAGGUCAACACAGGACCAUCUACUCAAGAAACAAACCCACAAACAACUCAAGCCGAUCAGAACAAGCCAUCCGCAUCAGCCGAGGAACAGCAACACCAAGCAGACUCGCAAGCCAGCAUCAUCAACAACACCACCACCAUCCCUCCUGAGGAACCGUCGACGGCCAGUCGGGAAGGUACCUAUCAUACCAUCGCCACCACGGCUGACCAGACACUCGUCGACAAUAACGACUCCACACUCCAAAUCACUUCCGAUCAGUCCACCAACAAGCCACUCUCCACCCCCGAGCCUGAUCCUCUUCUCACAUCUACCACCGCUCAGCAGGACCUAAAGAAAGCCGAUACAACCUCGGCUUCCAAGCCAAAAACCACUGACACCACCACCACUGCUACCAGUCCCCAGCCAUGUCCACCAUCUGUCGCACAAGCCAAGCCACCACCUGCAAAUCCGACGACCUCUCAAGCGGGACCAUCGGCCACCCCGACAAAAACCGGUCGACAGCCCAAGACGCCCACACGCAAGAAACUGAUCCGCUUCCUCCUUCCCUGUUUCCAUCCCUCGUUACACGACGACCAUUCGACGACGAUCAGCAAACCUCCUCCACGCCCAACGACCCAGGACUCUCCAGGGACAACACGAGAGAUGAGCGAACGAGUAGAACCCACCACAACCAGCUCGUUACAGCCUUCAGGGACAACAACGUCGAGACGGUCGCCAAUAGUGCUUGCCAAACAACAUCUCAGGAAGUCGAAGAACAACAGCAACAACAACACGACGAGUCGGAGGAGUUCGACCAAUCUUGCCCGACGGACACCAUCCAGUCAAUGUCUACCCACCCCAGUCUCGGACACGGUGACGCCUGCUGGAGCGGCGGCGGCGACCUCUGCGGCGAAUGCGCAUGGAGGGGCGGGGGUUCAAGUGCCGAUGGCGGAGACGGAAGGGGUAUUGAGUGGGGCGGUAGUGCCACCGGGCAAAGACACGAUAGCGCUGAAGAAGUCGAUCUCUGGGCUGCGAUUGGUGGCCCGCACCCACUCGGACUCGCCCAAGAACUCGAUCAUCCACCAACAAAGCAACUCUAGCAAGGACAUCAAGAGUAAGACCGAGUCUUCCGAGGAGGAGCCCAGUAGCUUCGGCCCCGAUGAUCCCAACCAAACCUACCAGGAUAUCGAACAUUCCGACGACGACGACGAACAGGAGGACGAUGAUGACGAGGAGGACCGCAUCGUCGCCAUGGGCGGCAUGGGCAUCCCUCUCGCCCCCGACGGCUCCCCCAGGCCCCUCCUCGCGCCCCUCGACUCUAGCCUUCAGGGCCGCAAAUGUCUGGUGCUUGAUUUAGACGAAACACUUGUGCAUUCGAGCUUCAAAGUGAUUCCACAGUCAGAUUUCGUAGUCCCAGUGGAGAUCGAAAACUCGGUCCAUAACGUCCAUGUGAUCAAGCGGCCCGGGGUGGACGAGUUCAUGCGCAAGAUGGGCGAGAUCUACGAGGUGGUCGUCUUCACGGCCUCGUUGUCCAAGUAUGCUGACCCGGUGCUCGAUAUGUUGGACAUCCAUCACGUCGUCAAACAUCGGCUGUUUCGCGAAAGUUGUUAUAAUCAUAAGGGCAAUUACGUUAAAGAUUUAUCUCAAUUAGGAAGACCGAUCUCUGAUACCAUAAUUAUUGAUAACUCGCCCGCCUCAUACGUCUUUCAUCCCAACAACGCCGUCCCGGUCUCAUCAUGGUUCAACGACCCACAUGACACCGAGCUGACUGACUUGGCCGCUUUCUUGACCGAUAUCGCCAACGUCCCUGAUGUCCGUGGGAUCCUUGAUCCCAGACUUUGAGGCCCCUCUCGAUCGAGUCUUUCCUCCUUCCUCUCGCUUUCUCUUUUCCGCCCGCUUCUGCCUCUCCCUCUCUCUGUCUCUUACAUCUCUC